Bipolaris oryzae ATCC 44560 is the source of this 873-nucleotide messenger RNA. RefSeq lists its product as uncharacterized. The transcript is spliced from 2 exons. Bases 1 to 873 code for a protein of 290 amino acids. NCBI's taxonomy places the organism in Eukaryota, Fungi, Ascomycota, Dothideomycetes, Pleosporales, Pleosporaceae. The record is from RefSeq and is a predicted model, not a curated record.
AUGCAGUACAUUCUCGUCGCCUCUCUCCUCACCUCUGCUGUUUACGCUGCUCCUUACGCUCAGGUUCAGCAGCAGAACCCCAACGCCCGACCAGCAACCACCCCCAACAACCCCACUGGUCAGGGUGCUGGCAUCGCCAACGGUCAGACCCCUACCGCCAGCGAUCUCGCCACUGCCGUCUCCAACUGGAUGGCCGACACCUCCAUGGUCUCCAACUUCCUGAACAACGGUGCCAGCAUCCAGAACAACGUCCAGUUCAAGCAGGCCGCUACCGUUGCCUACAACGCCGAGGUCGACGAGCUCAACCAGAAGGCCGUCAUCGACGCUGCCAACAGCGCUGACCCCAACGUCAUUGCUGCCAACAGCACCCUUGCCACUGGCGGUGCUUUCCAGGAUGUUGUUGACAAGCUCCAGCAAAUGUCCAUCCAGGGUAUGGCUGCCGCUGGCAACAUCGACCUGAUCAACCAGAACCGCUGUGUCAACGUUCUCCCCAACAUCGAUGCCUACAUGGCCUCCACCGGCUCUUCCAGCCAGGCUGUCCGCCCUACCGCAUGCAACCAGACUGGUGUCAUCAACGGUGUCCAGGGAACUGGUCCUACGCAGCCCGGCGCGCCUGCAGGUAGCCCUGCGGCUGCUUUCGCUGCUGCCCAGGCUCUUGCCCAGGGAACUGGCAACGGUCUGGUCCAGAACGGUGCCACUCCUGCCGCUCAAGGACAAGCCGGUGCCCAGGGCCAAGCUGCCCAGGGCCAAGCUGGUGCUCAACGACCGGCUGGUGGUGCUCAAGGCCAGGCUGGCGCUCAAGGACAGGCUGGCGCUCAAGGACAGGCUGGCGCUCAAGGACAAGCUGGUGCUCAGCGCCAGGCCGGUAACUAA